This is a messenger RNA of Microthlaspi erraticum, 339 nucleotides long. The record is from the annotation of a GenBank genome assembly. NCBI's taxonomy places the organism in Eukaryota, Viridiplantae, Streptophyta, Magnoliopsida, Brassicales, Brassicaceae.
AUGGCUGCUCUCGAUCUAAAACUUCAAAACGACAACAAAGAGAAUGUCCAACCUUAUAUGGCCGCCAUUUCUGCCAAGCCUUUGGAUUGCUCAUCAAUCGAUAAAGACAAAACCCAGAUCAGAAUGAGAAGGAAAAAUCCUAGAAAGCCUCUUCAGGACAUCACCAAUCUCUUCGUCUCAUCAACACCAUUGUCCUCUUCGUUCCUGAUUCGUCAGGUGCCCUCUUCGCCAUCUCUAUCGAUUGAUCCCAAAUGCAUGAAGAGAAGAUCUGGUGUCUGUCUCAAGCCCGCUACUUCUUCUUCUUCUUCUUCUGCCUUAUCUUGUAGACAUUUCAGAUGA